AUGUCCAAGGGAACGCGCUUUGUCACCAUCGCGAUCCCCGCGGUGGUCGCAUACCUCCUUAUGCUCAUCAACGUCCUGCCCGUCCCGUUCGUGUCGGCUGAGACGGCCGACCAGAUCUUGCCAGUGAUCCCCUGGUGGCUGCUCGUCGCGUUUGGCGCCUUCUCACUCACCUCGCUCGGCCUCGGCCUCCUCCGCUUCCACGACACGCCCGAGGCGUACGAGAGCCUCCUGGCCGAGAUUGCCCAGGCCAAGAACGAGCUGCGGGACCAGGGCGUCGAGGUCGACUAG
This is a messenger RNA of Apiotrichum porosum, 288 nucleotides long. RefSeq lists its product as uncharacterized. The record is from RefSeq and is a predicted model, not a curated record. The transcript has 2 exons. Gene Ontology annotation, biological process: GPI anchor biosynthetic process. Bases 1 to 288 code for a protein of 95 amino acids. Lineage: Eukaryota; Fungi; Basidiomycota; Tremellomycetes; Trichosporonales; Trichosporonaceae. Gene Ontology annotation, cellular component: dolichol-phosphate-mannose synthase complex; endoplasmic reticulum membrane.